AUGGCAUCACAAAUGAAGAACUACAAGGUCCUCGCAGCAGCAAAAAAGGCUCAGCAGCAGGGCAAUAUUCCUCAGAAUUGGCACAUUCCUGUAAAUAUCUUCCAAGAUGCUACUAACGUGAUGGAUGUACCACUUUCCUGCGGGCUACUGGACGAAACAGAAGCCAAAAUCACCUCCGACUAUGAUGCAACCGCGCUUCUCGAAAAGCUCAAGGCUAGAGUCUGGUCCGUUGAGCAAGUGACUGUGGCCUUUUGCAAAAGGGCUGCCAUUGCACAUCAGCUAACGAACUGUCUCACUGAGAUAUUUUUCGACGAUGCUAUCGAACGAGCCAAGAAACUUGACUUAGAAUACGGGCAAAAGUCACCAAAUACUCUACCACCACUUUUUGGACUACCAAUUUCACUCAAGGAUAGCUUUCAAGUUUCUGGAUAUGAUACGUCAACCGGAAUGGGUUGCUAUGUCGAUGAGCCAGCAGAGAAGAACAGUGCGCUGGCCGCUAUGCUAAUUGACCUGGGAGCGGUUCUCUACUGCAAGACCAAUCUGCCGCAAACAAUCAUGACUGGAGAUAGUGACAACAAUAUCUUUGGAAGAACCUUGAAUCCUCGCAACAAGUCGCUUACAGCUGGUGGAAGUACCGGCGGUGAAGGUGCACUUAUUGCCCUUCGGGGCAGCAUCCUGGGAGUUGGGACUGAUAUCGGAGGAAGCAUUCGUGUCCCAGCAAUCUGCAACGGGAUCUAUGGAUUCAGGCCCAGCGCAGGCCUGAUUCCUCAUGGCGGUGUACGGGACGUCACCACGCCUGGGACAGAUGGUAUCCGUUCAACAGCUGGGCCUUUGGCAACUUCACUUCGGGAUUGCUCUCUGCUCCUUAAAACGAUACUGCAAGCAGAUACUUGGAAGUACGAUAGCACUGCAAUCUCGAUUCCAUGGAUGGAUCUUCAACCUGACCGCAAGCUGCGAAUCGGCGUUGCUCAAAAUGAGGGCGUUUUCACGCCAACUCCGCCGGUUAGACGUGCGUUGGACCAGGCGGUCGAUCUUCUCCACACCAAUGUCAACAUUGAAAUCGUUCCGAUCACCCUGCCCAACGUCGGUUCGCAUUAUCAGGACAUCAUGAGCUAUUUUGCGCUAUUGGGAAGUGAUUACUAUUACGAGCAGUUUGCGCGGACAGGGGAACCAGUGAUUCCCUCACUCGAAAACAUAGGUCUUCUGUCGGUUCCAGGAACGGAUCUUAAAGGAUUUUUCGAUUUGAAUGUCCGCCGAGCCCAGGCCGCAGAGAACUACCUCAAGUUGUUCCGUGAAAACGAGAUAGAUGUAAUCCUAAUGCCUCCAGCAGCACAUACGGCAGUUGCACUGGACCACUGGACCAAGGCGGCAUAUACUAGCCUAUGGAACUAUCUUGAUUAUCCGGCAAUUGUGAUCCCUACAGAUCAUGUGCGGGACACCGACUUCGCUGAUGAGUUGAGCAACGUCCAAUUUGGCCCCGAAGAUGAGAAGCUUUACAGCCUGUAUACCGGCCCGGAACAGUACAAAGACGCACCGGUUGGUGUCAUGGUGGUGGGAUAUAGGCACAGAGAUGAAGCUUUGCUGAAGGCGGCUGCUAUACUAGACUCGAUUUUGAAUAAGGUAUAG
Messenger RNA from Talaromyces amestolkiae, 1626 nucleotides. RefSeq lists its product as uncharacterized. Lineage: Eukaryota; Fungi; Ascomycota; Eurotiomycetes; Eurotiales; Trichocomaceae. The record is from RefSeq and is a predicted model, not a curated record. The transcript has 4 exons. The coding region runs from base 1 to 1626 and encodes 541 amino acids.